Messenger RNA from Plasmodium gaboni, 3945 nucleotides. Its product is annotated as putative DNA mismatch repair protein MSH6. Gene Ontology annotation, molecular function: ATP binding; mismatched DNA binding; ATP-dependent DNA damage sensor activity. Gene Ontology annotation, biological process: mismatch repair. The record is from RefSeq and is a predicted model, not a curated record. The transcript has 2 exons. The coding region runs from base 1 to 3945 and encodes 1314 amino acids. Gene Ontology annotation, cellular component: MutSalpha complex; nucleus. Lineage: Eukaryota; Apicomplexa; Aconoidasida; Haemosporida; Plasmodiidae.
AUGGUUGAUCCAAAAAGAGAUAACACAAGUGCGUCAUCGAACAAAAAACAGUCCUCCAUUUUAAGUUUCUUUAAAUGCAAUGAAGAAAAAACAAAUAAAGCUUCUUCACUAAUGGAAAUAAAUAACAAGGCACAUGAAAAAGAAAAAAGUAGUGAGGAGAAGAACCGAAUGAAUUCUAAGAAUAAAAGUGAAAAAGAAAUUUUAGGGGCAAAUAAAAAAAUAAAUGUGUUGGAUAUGUUUUUGUCAAAAGGAGAAAUGCAUAAUAACACAAAAAUAAUAGAUAAUAUAAAUAAGGAGGGAAUUAAUGGAGAUAUAUCAUGUACAAAUAAAAAUAUGAAUGUGAAUGAAAGUGAUAAAAUGAAUAAUCUUUUUCUUGAUGAAGAGAAUAUAGAAAGAAGCAGAAGAAAUUCUAGUGAUAGUAAUGUUCAUAAUAAUAACAUUUGUGAUUAUAUUUCUAAGAAUGAUAGUUGUGAUAUUAAAACAAAUGGUUGUAAUAAUAAUGUAGAAGGUUUAGAUGAGGAGAGUAAGUAUCAAAAUAUGGUUCAUAAUAAAAUGGUAGAAGGUAAGAACUAUUUAGAUAAUAUAGAAUCUAGCACAGAAGAUGAUAUAAUUAUAAAAAAGAAAAGGAAAAUAAUUUUAGAUAGUGCAAGUGAAAACGAAUGUAUAGAAGAAAAAAAGAAUAAUAUAAAUAAAAAUACUGGUAGUGUAGAUAAUAAAUUAACUAAUUUAUUAUAUGAACCUAAUAAAGAGAUUGAUAAUAAUUUAUUAUUAUUAGAUAAUAAUAUAAAUAAUAUAAAAAAAUGUAUUGAAAAAAGAAAAGGAGAUGAUAGUAAAAAAUCACAAGAAUUAGAUUCUUUAAGAAAUAAAUAUUUAAAUUUACCUAUUAGUAUAACAAAUGAUAAAUUCAGAUUAUAUAUAGAACAUUAUUUUUUAUAUUGUAAUACAUUUGAAUUUCCUAAGUGGAUACAACCACAAUAUAUAAGAGAUAUAAAUCUAAGAAGUCCAGAUCAUCCAGAUUAUGAUUCCACAACUAUAUGGACCCCACCACCUGAUCAUAAAUGGGCGAUAGAAUAUAAACAAGCACAUUAUACUCCAGGUAUGCAACAAUUUUGGAAGAUAAAAUCAAAAAAUUUUGAUAAAAUUAUAUUUUUUAAAAUGGGAAGAUUUUAUGAAAUCUUUUAUAUAGAUGCAUGUUUAAUGCAUACAAUAUGUUCUUUAAAUUGGAUGAGUGGAGAACAUAAACCACAUUUAGGAUUUCCAGAACAAUCUUUACAUUUUUAUGCUAAAAAAGUUAUUAACAGUGGUCAUAAAGUAGUUGUCAUUGAGCAAAUGGAAACACCAAAGGAAUUAGAACAAAGAAAUAAAGAAUCUAUAGGUCCAAAAGAUAAAGCAAUAAAAAGAGAGAUCAACGAAAUAUAUACAAAGGGAACUAUUUUGCAUGAUAAUAUGUUGAGUGCUGAAACGAAAUAUUUGGUAUGUUUUUACUUUGAUGAAAUUGAAAAUGUGACAAAUGAUGAUAAUAUGACAAAUGAUGAUAAAAUGAAAGGUGAUAAUAAUAUGAGAAGUGAUGAUAAUAUAACAAGUGAUGAUAAUAUAACAAAUGAUGAUAAUAAUAAUAAUAAUAAUAAUAUGAAACAUAAUAAUAGUAGUUAUAAUAUAUCCCUUUAUGAUAACAAAAGCAAAUGCAACUUUGGUUUUGUUGUUAGUGAUAUUGCUACUUCUUAUAUUGCAGUUGGAUAUUGUAAUGAUGACGAAUCACGAAUUGUUCUUAGAACCAUAUUAGCUCAAUUAUGUCCUGCAGAAAUAUUAUAUUGCUCUAAAAAUAUAAAUAAAGAAGUUUUAUCAAUAUUUAAAAACAUUCCUACAUCUCCAGAAUUAACUUGUUUAAAUAAUUUUCCAAACAUUAUUAGUUCAUUUGAUGAAAUAAAUAAAUACUUUGAAAACAUACCACCUAAUUUAGAUAUAUAUAAAGAACAAAGUAGUGUCAUAUGUGCUUUUGGUGGGUUCAUUGUUUAUUUAAGAUCUUUACUUUUAGACAAAAAAAUAUUUAGAUUCUGUAAAAUUGAAAACUAUGAUCUUUUCAAAAGAGAAAAUUAUAUGGUUCUAGAUGCUACAGCUUUAAAACAUCUAGAAAUUUUAGAAACACAAUCAGGUGAUACCAAGAAUUCUUUAUAUGAUUAUGUAAAUAAAACAUGUACAAAUUUUGGUGCAAGGAAUUUAAGGAGAUGGAUCUGUAGUCCAUUAUUAGAUUGUGAGAAAAUAAAAGAACGUUUAGAUGUAGUUGAUUUCUUAAAAAACAAUGAACAAGUUUUGUCACUUAUAAGAUUGAAACUAAGAAAAUUACCUGACAUAGAAAGAUUAUUAAAUAAAAUAUGUAUACAAGCUUCACAAAGUGAAAGAGGAGCUGUUUUUUUUGAUAAUGUUGUAAAUACCAAAUUAAAAGAAUUUGUUACUUUUCUUAAUGCAUUCAAAGAAAUCGAUUCUAUGUUAAUAGAUGUAAAUAGAAUGGAAAGAGAUGGAGAAUUACCUAGUCGCCUCUUCCAAAUUUGUAAUACACCUGAUACAUAUAAAGAUAAUUUAAAAGGUUCUUAUCCAAAUAUAGGAUUAAUAACAAAUGAAUUUUUAGAAAAAAUUUAUUUCGAUGGAGAUAAAGAAUAUAAACCAGCAGAAGGAUGUGAUGAAGAUAUUGAUAAAAUUAAUGAAAAGGAAAAAAAUGUAGAACAUAAAUUAAAUAAUGUUUUAGAACAUAUGAAAGCACAAUUAAAAAUAUCUACCUUAAAAUUUGUACAUGCAAAAUUUAAAUAUGAAGUUGAAUGUCCAGAUAAUAUACCAAAAUCAUUUUUAAAAAAUGUUGAAAUUACAUCAGCAAAAAAAGGUUAUGUUCGUAUACAUAAUGAUGAAAUUAAAUCUUUAGUUGAGAAACUAGAAGAUAUUGAACAAGAAAAAAAAGAUGCUAUAUAUCCAUUCUUUCAAAAAUUGUUCCAUUUAUUUUAUGCUCAUUAUGAGAAAUAUGUCUCUGCAUGUAGAUUAAUAGCAGAACUUGAUUGUUUACAGUCUUUUGCUUAUGUGGUCUUGAAUACGUCUUUUCCUUUAACUCGUCCCAUACUACACCCUAUGCAUUCUAAAAAGGGAGAGGAAAAGACGCCCUUUUUAAUUUUGGAAGAUAACAUCCAUCCUGUGGUUGCCAUGUUAAUGCCGAAUUUUAUUUCGAACAAUAUUUAUAUGGGAUGUGAUAAAGAAAAUCAAUCUACAUUAUUAUUGACAGGUCCUAAUAUGGGUGGUAAAAGUACCUUAUUACGUCAAACAGCUAUUUCAGUAAUAUUAGCACAAAUAGGUGCAUUUGUCCCUUGCACUUAUUGUGAAUUAACAAUUGUAGAUAAAAUAUUUACUCGUUUAGGUUCUAGUGAUAAUUUAUUUGAAGGGAAAAGUACAUUCUUAGUAGAAUUAGAAGAUAUUUCUAACUUAUUAAAACAAAGUACUAAAUAUAGUCUAGCUAUAUUAGAUGAAUUAGGUCGAGGUACUUCUUCUUUUGAUGGUACUGCAAUUGCAUUAUCAACAUUAGAACAAAUAUCUGAUGUUAUAAAAUGUAGAUGUAUAUUUUCAACACAUUAUCAUUUAUUAGUCGAAGAAGUCAAACAUAAUAAAAAUAUUUCAAAUUAUCAUAUGAGCUUAAGUAUUGAUGAUGAACAAGAAAAAAUUAUAUUUUUAUAUAAAUUUAUUAAAGGUGUAUGUCCUAAAUCGUUUGGUAUACAUAUAGCCAAAUUAGCUGGACUACCUAAAGAAAUUAUUGACUUAGCUCAUGAAAAAUCUUUAUUGUUUGAAAAUGUUACAGAUGAAUUCUGUAAAAUUAUUAAAUAUAAAAAUAUAACUCGAUCCUUAUUAAAUCAAGAUGCUGAUGAACAACUAGUAACCAUAUUUCAUAAAUAUAAAAAGGAAUUCGCAUAA